AUGGAACAUUCAGAAUAUCCCGCCGAUUUAAAUUCGUCGGAACUGGAAAGUCGGAGUUUGAUCUGGAACCCAGAGCAAUUUCUUCGUGGCCGUUCUUCUUCUCCACCUCUCAGCGUCCACGAAGAUUCACGCAAGAUUAAGGAAUCUCCUACGACGCGGUGGCCGCAUCGCGACCAAGCUCCGCGUCCAGAGUCGGUGGUCAUUCACACCACAUCGUCGGAUUUCAUGAACGUCGUCCACCAACUCACCGGGACUCAUAGCUCUGUUUUGGAGCUAAACAAUCCCGCCUCUAACGAUUAUGAUGCCGAAUCCCCGGCGUCGACAAACGGAAGUCCGAGAAGUGAAGAUUUCGUCGAUGGAGGAGGUUCCGGCGAGAGUCAUCGCCACGAUAACGUUUUCAAUCCAUAUAAAAGGAAAAUGUUGCUAACAGAAAAAAAAAUGAGAAUAAGCUCAGAAGAAGGCUUAGGACUUCAAGAUGAUGGUUAUAGCUGGAGAAAAUAUGGCCAGAAAGACAUUUUAGGAGCCAAAUUCCCCAGGGAUUAUUACAGAUGCACGCACCGUAGCACACAGAACUGUAGGGCAACGAAGCAAGUCCAGAGACCGGACGAUGAUCCAACGGUUUUCGAAGUGACAUACAGAGGAACACACAGUUGCUCACAGGCCAUGGCCUCUAACGAUUAUGAUGCCGAAUCUCUGGCGUCGGCAGACGGAAGUCUGAGAAGUGAAGAUUUGGUCGAUGGAGGAGGUUCUGGCGAGAGUCAUCGCCACGAUUACAUUUUCAAUUCAAAGAAAAGGAAAACGUUGCCAAAGUGGACAGAAAAAGUGAGAAUAAGCUCAGAAAGAGGCUUAGAAGGACUUCGAGAUGAUGGUUAUAGCUGGAGAAAAUAUGGCAAGAAAGACAUUUUGGGUGCCAAAUUCGCCAGGUAA
Messenger RNA from Thlaspi arvense, 927 nucleotides. The record is from the annotation of a GenBank genome assembly. NCBI's taxonomy places the organism in Eukaryota, Viridiplantae, Streptophyta, Magnoliopsida, Brassicales, Brassicaceae.